Molecule: messenger RNA, 2153 nt
Organism: Cheilinus undulatus (humphead wrasse)
Lineage: Eukaryota; Metazoa; Chordata; Actinopteri; Labriformes; Labridae
Product: DENN domain-containing protein 2D-like
Exons: 17
Coding region: 174-1904 (576 amino acids)
Cellular component (GO): nucleoplasm; cytosol
Source: RefSeq, a predicted model, not a curated record
UUCCUCAUACAUGAGCACUUGCUGCUGGGCUGUCUCUAUAAACAGUUACAGUCAAACAACUGCGCGCCGGGGGAGGACCGGACUUUUUAACCACUGAUCCAGUUAUCAGAGGCAUCACCUAUGAGUGGAUUUAAGGGUUAGAAUCAUCUCUGCAGACAGACCAGUGACGAAUAAUGGAGAAACCAUCCCAGCAGGCUCCGGUGAAUUCGGAGCGGCCACUGUUUCCAAACAGCAGAAGGAGUUUCAGCUUUUCCUCUCUCCGUGUUAAAAAAAGAAGCAACAGCUCAGAGGAGGCAGGAUUCACACGGAGGAGAGGGCUCCGCUCAUUUUCAUCCUUACGGGAGGAAUCAAGAAAAGAGCCUCUACCUGAUGAAGUUGGAGCCUUGCAGCCAUUCAGGACUCAGGACCAGCUGAAGACCGGUGAGCAGCCCAAAGGUAACCUCAUCUCUGACGUCACUGGAAAGCACAACCUCCCCUCGAGUGAAGAUGAAGCAGAACGACCAGGGGCACUCAAGAGGUUCAGCGCCAUGUGGUCGUCGUUCCGAAGAAAAAGAGACAAAGGCAAAGACCAAGAGCCUGAGGAGACGCCGGGCCCCGCGGUUGAAGACAAAAACUCCCAUCAGUACAAAUACGUCAGCGGUCAGUACUUCUUCGAGUACCUGGUGGUGGUCAGCCUCAAGAAGACGAAAGACGGCAGCAACUACGAACCUCAGAUCACGUACCAGUUUCCAAAGAGAGACGGGAUGGCGAGAUAUCAGAAAGAGGAAGAGGAGAAGACGCUGAAGGCCAUCACUCUCUUUUGUUUCCCUGAGGGAAUCAACUGGGCCCCUCUGACAGAAUACCACAGUGAGACGUUCUCCUUUGUUCUGACUGAGAUUGACGGCAGCAGAAGAAACGGGUACUGCAGGAGGUUACUGCCUGGGGGAAAGGGAGCUCGGCCACCCGAGGCGUACUGCAUCAUCAGCUCACUCGCUUGUUUUGGCCUCUUCUCCAAAAUAUUUGACGAGGUGGAGAAGCGGCGGCAGAUCUCCAUGGCCAUGAUCUACCCAUUCAUGCAGAAGCUGAGGGAGGCUCCAUUCCCAGCUCCGGGAAACACAGUGGAGAUUAAGAGCUUCAUUCCUGAGUCGGGCACUGAGAUCAUCAGUCUGACCCGGCCGCUGGACUCCUGGCUCGAACACGUGAACUUUGGUACGCUGUUCAGCUGUCUGACAGACGAGGAGGUGCUCGUCGUGUUCGGUGCCGCCGUUCUGGAGAGACGGAUUAUCUUCAUCGCUGAUGAACUUGGCACCUUAUCUCAGAUCAUUCAUGCCGUGGCGGCGCUGCUUUACCCGUUCACCUGGCAGCACACGUUCAUCUCCAUCGUACCUGAGAUCCUGAUCGACGUGGUGAUGGCGCCCACCCCGUACCUGCUGGGAGUCCAGAAACGUCUGCUGGACCUGGUCACCGACCAGGGAGACCUGCUGGUGGUCGACGUCUCUGAGGAUAAAAAGGAGACCUUCAUUGUCUCUAUUGGUGAUGAAAGCUCGAUUCUUCCUCCAAAGCUCCAAGCUGAAAUCAUGGAGGCUCUCAGCAGCAGACAGAAGGCUUCAACGGGGGAGGAGCUGAACCGCGUGGUGUCAGAAGCUUUCCUUCACUUCUUCGUGAGGACGGUUGGUCAUUACGCCUCGUAUGUGAAAUACAGCCGCUCAGGGGAGCCGGGGGUGUUUGAGAAGAGGAAUUUCUACAAGGCCAUCGAGUCCAAAACCACCCGACACUUUGUCAAGAAGUUCAUCCAGACGCAGAUGUUUGACCUUUUUAUCCAGGAGGUGGAGCAGCAGCAGCCUGGGCCGCAGCAAGGAAUAUUUCACAAAAAGAUUUUGGAGUACCAGGAGAAGAAGAAGCGGGAGAAGAUGAGGAAACACUAGCUGUGAGCGUGACUGAGAAGCUGUGUAAAUAAAGGAGAACAUAGGAGACGAUGUGAAUGUUGCACUGUGUGUUUUUCUGUCCUGUGCUGGUUUUUAAAUAAUUAAUGUGUGAAUUACUGUACGGCGAUGUUGCUGCUACUCUGUGAAACACUGGCAGAAUGAGAGACUUCAGCUCCAGAGUCGGCCGCAGUCUGUCGCUGACGAGCAGGAAAUCAUUUCAAAUAAAGACUAAUUUUUUUUAAGUCAAAA